Messenger RNA from Patiria miniata (bat star), 3159 nucleotides. RefSeq names its product leucine-rich repeat-containing protein 58-like. Gene Ontology annotation, molecular function: protein binding. The coding region runs from base 220 to 1335 and encodes 371 amino acids. The transcript has 3 exons. The record is from RefSeq and is a predicted model, not a curated record. Lineage: Eukaryota; Metazoa; Echinodermata; Asteroidea; Valvatida; Asterinidae.
AUCGUGAUGCAAUGAGCAUAAGAUGUAUCAUAUGAUGUGCAUUUGAAAUCCUUCAGAAAAUGACUCGAAUUCAUUUUCUAAAAUCGUGUUAUUUGAGGAACUCUUUUCUCCAGUUGUUGGGUUACUCUGACCAACAUGACUGGCUAAAUCUACGAUCUCUCCGGGAACUUGGCUGGUGAAAGUGGGGGUUACCGAAAAAGAGUGUUUUUGGAACUUGCUAUGUGCCGACUCCGUUUCGUCAUGGAGCACAGCGGGCCGAGCGACAGCGCCGCGGUGGGGAGCGUACAGCUGGCCAAGGCCGUGCUGUCUCGCAAACAACUGUCAGACUUCCCGGAAGACGAAUUCAGCGGGCAAGAACACAAAGUGAACAUCAUCGAUCUCAGUCGAAAUUCGCUGUCUUCCAUACCAGGGACUAUCAGUGUUUAUACCAACUUGAUAGAAUUGGACAUCAGCAACAACAGAAUAUCGGGAAUUCCCGAUGAAAUCGUCGCUUUGAAGCAUUUGCGGUCCCUGAUCUGUAAAAACAACCAGUUGGAAACAAACUCACUGCCUAAGGAUUUCGGGAAAUGUGUUUCUUUGGAAACUGUCAAUUUCAGUGGCAAUACCAUGCUAGAUUUCCCUAUGCAAUUCACUGAAAUCCAGACAUUGAAAGCUGCUUACCUUGGUGGAAACAGAAUUCGACAAAUUCCGACAGCAAUACAGAACUUACAGAGGUUGGAAAGGCUGUAUCUUGGUGGCAACCAGCUUACCAGUAUACCCUUAGAGCUUGGUUCUCUACCUCGCCUUGCGUGCCUGGUGCUGAGCGACAAUCGCAUUGAGACUGUGCCCUCCGAGCUCGUCAAUCUCCGCAGUCUCAAGUCGCUCAGUCUCCACAACAACCGCAUCACCACCCUGCCGCCUCAAAUCAUCUCCCUGGGCGACCUGUGUGAGCUCAGCCUGCGAGGGAACCCGCUGGUUGUGCGUUUUGUGCGGGAUUUCACCUGGCAGCCCCCCUCGUUGCUGGAACUCGCGGGCCGCACCAUUAAGAACCGCGGCAUCGCGUAUACUGCAGAGGACCUACCGCUCAGUCUCAUCCACUAUCUAGAUUCAGCACGGCAUUGCCUGAAUCCUAAAUGCUCAGGGGUGUACUUCAGCUCACGAGUUGAGCACAUCAAGUUUGUGGACUUCUGCGGCAAGUACCGGCUACCCCUGAUGCAGUACCUGUGCUCGCCCAGCUGCACCAGCAGCAGCAGCGGCAACUACAGCAGCAGCAGCUAUACUAGCAGCAGCGACACCGAAUCUGAUGAGGAGGCAGCAGUCCCAAGCAACAAAAUGAAGAAGGUUCUUCUAGGAUGAAGCAACCGAGAACAAACUGUGCUUCUGAAUUUGUGUGCUACAUUUACCAACAGUUUUCAUAAUAAUACUGAUAAUGUGUAGUGCUGAUACGCUUUCCACUGCUCUCCACCGCUCUCCACCAAGGGUUACGUAUCGAAGUGCUUUACAAUUAUUACCCCUGUUCAACAGGCCACUUUUCUUCAGUGCAGCCAAGAUUAGUGCAGUCUGGUCUCCACCCUCGCAAGUACCCAUUUAUACACCUGGGUGCAGUGAGGCAAUUGUAGUAAAGUGUCUUGCCCAUGGACACAUGCACCAUGUACCCUGUCAGGGUUCCAACCCACGUGCCACGGACAUGGGUCAAACACUGUAACCAUUGGACCAGGGCACAUACGAGUACAUCGCUUCAGAAGGAUCAAAUUUCUUAAUACAUGUAUGCCAAAGUUUGAGAGUUUUAAUGUGUACUGGACAAUAAUGCUUUUUCAAUUAUUUUGGAGCCAGAGAUAUAUGUAAUGCUGAAGCGUAAAAUUUAGCGCCGAUGCUGUGGCUAAAUAAAUAAAAUGUAGUGUUUCCUGUUACUGAAAAAAAAAGUGGGUGGGUAAACCUUUUCUUUUUUCCCCCCUCUAAAUUUUAAUAGCCAGAAAAAUGGGGCACCUAGGAUACGGGUCAAUUUACUUAUUUAUUACUUCCGCCAAGGAGGUUAUGUUUUCAUUAGCGUUGGUUUGUCUGUGAACAAGCUAACUCAAAAAGUUAUGGACUGAUUUUCAUGAAUUUGUUUUUUAGGAUGAUCCUUCGUACAAGAACAGAUCGAUAAGAUUUUGGAAGUGAUCCAAAUCUGGGUCUGGGAGAGAUCCGAAUCUGGGUCUGGGAGAUCUGGGUCUUGUCAACAUAUGAAAAACUGGGUCUUGUCAACAUAUGAAAAACGUUGACCCAAUUCAUUCGAGCAGAAAAAAAUUGCCUCUGUGUGUGGGUCAACGCAGCAGGCAGUUGUAUAGCGCUUACACACUACUGAAACUAACAGGUCAAUUGACUCGACCAUUUCAUACUAUGGGGGACUGGGGAAGUGGCGGGGGAAAUAGAAUAAUAUGAAUACGAUCACACAAUUCUAGAUUUCUAUUUUAAACAUUUCCUUGGUACGAGUACAAAUCGAUGAGAUUUUGGAAGUGAUCCCGAACUCAGUCUAGAUCCAGGAUUUUUAAUAGCCCUAAUAGUCCUGAAUCCUCCAAUUUAAUACGAUUUUGCACACCCCUUAUGGAGUUAGGGUUAAGGAUUAAAUCGCAGAACAUCACUUCAUCUCCUAUAGUGGCGGAGGUUGGCGCUCUCUGAGUACUUUCUUUAUUUUUUGUUGGCAUGCAUUCCCAUGACAGCGCGUGAAUCAGCUGUUCAUUCUAUGUUUGCUGUGCUGUUUAUAGGCUUCGCUGCAUGGCAUGGCAAGACUGCUUGCACUGCCAACCAACUAAGUAACAACAAAAAUGAAAUAAAAGUUUUUAAAAUUCAGGAUGAUAUCCGCAAAAAAGUAACGUAUGACGGCACCACCAUUUUAAAACAGUUUUUCAAAUCAAACUAUUAAGUAUUUUGUAAUUUACUUGGUUGGGUCAUAACCGGAAGUACAGGUAUUUUUGUCUUGGCCUUUGCGUGUUUCACAGGUUUAGCAAGGCAUACACAUAUGUAGUGGCUUGUGUGCAUGUGUGUGUUUUGUAUCUAAUAAUCAUGUGCUUUCAUGGUCAAAGGUGCUGUAGGCAGGGUACGUACUAGUGGUGGGAGAAAUCAGAGAUUUCAAAAUCUGGUUAUCCUUAUUUUUGUCAAACCGAAUAACGGUUAUCCGAUUUGAUGGGAAGUUCCCAUUCA